CACUUCAACAUGAAAUAUUUCUUCGUUUUCUUAGCAUUUAUAUUGAAUACUAACAUAGUUUUAGCCGAAGAUAUAAGACUUCUAGCAGCAUCAUCGGACAGAGUAGUGUUGAUGGAUCAAAAUGGAACAAACUUUGAAGUAAUUGUGAAAGACUACAUGUUAGAUAUAAAAAAUGUUGCCUACCACGAAACCAAGAACUACAUAUAUUGGUCGAGUUGGUCUGGUAACAUUGCCAGGGUCAAAUAUCCAUCCGUUGAUAAUGACACAGAGGUUAUUUUUCAUCAAGAAGCGGGAAAUUGUGUAUCUGGCAUUGCAGUUGAUUCUAUCAACGAUUAUUUAUACUGGUCGAACUGUAGUGAUUUAGUGAGAUCGAACCUUGACGGAUCAGACAUAACACCCAUUCUUAAUUUCAGUUCGAAUGGUUCUAUUGGAACCUUAGAAGUAGAUUCGAAAAAGGGAAUAGAUGUUUCCGACGACUAUAUUUUCUUAUCGGAUUUUUUGGACAUGUUCCAAGUAACUAAACACAGCGACUAUUCUGAACCACUUACGUUCUCAUCGCCUGAUUACUAUUUGCAGGAUAUAAAAGUUUAUGAACCUUUUGGUAGUAGAGACUGCAAAACAUAUUCAGAAAUAUAUGCCGCAGACAAAAGAUCAAAGGACUACCUCACUAACCUGGCAAGUGAUGAAGUCAUCAGUGAUGAAUAUCUACACGUUGGUUGGUACCGACCUUUUAGUGCAAAUGGCGAUGAAAUGCCAACUUCUCCUCCUGGCAAAAUGCAUUGUGGAACGAUAAAUCCCAUUUGGCUGAAUGGAACUCUUUCUACAUAUGAUGAUGGUAACGUGAGCAGAGCGGCAUGCGUUCAGACAGACAAUGACAUUUGUCAACAGUCCAUUGACAUAGAAAUAAGGAACUGUGGAGGAUACUUUAUUUAUUUUCUUCAGGAAACACCACCGAAUUCAUCUUUUUGCUUUGGAAGUGGUCCAGUUCUUUGUCCCGGUGGUACAUCGUCAGAAACAGGUUUUUACCCUGGGUGUAGCUCAUCCUAUCCAACAAUAUAUAUAUCUGUUGCUGUACAGGCAGAACUUUUAGAAGGCUCAAGUUUCCCAAUCCCAGGAUACGAUCCAACACCAAGUUUAUUACCAGUAUUCAGAUGUAAUUUUGAUGAAGAGUCAAAUGGAACUUAUAUAUACGACAUCUACUGGUAUAUCAACGGAUUUAAAAUUACGUCGUAUACUAACAUUCCAAUGAAAGAUAUAAACAUCACUUUACUAAAACAUACAGACUGGAUAGAUAGCUAUACAAUGAAUAUGGAGGUUCAAUGUGCUAUUAGAAUGAGAUAUUUAGCUAAUUCAGUUCCUGGGCCAUUACAGUACAGUGCAAAUUUCAAGGCAGGAAUAUUUCCGGAGAAAUAUGACUACACAGUCAUCGAAGGCGAACCCAUUACAAUAACAUUCAAGUCGACAGUUCCAGUUGGUUGCAUUGCCUCGCAUAAAAACCUCAUGGCUCACUGUGAUCAGAGUUUUUAUGUGUUUCAACCAAAAAGGAGCACAAACGUCGGUUCGUGUUCUAAUAACAUAGCCAUAAAAGAUAUCAUAUUCAAAGCACAAUUUUGUGGAAUCAAAUUUGGAUCCACUGACUGGCAAGAAGAGAAAAAUCUAGAAGUGUAUGGUUUUAGUGAUGGUCUGUAUAAUAGUGGAGAUAGAUCUACAUACAUAAGGCUUUCCACUUCUUCUGAGUCAGCAUUUAAUGAAAUAUGGCAAAACAUACACAUUCCGGACAUUAAGGUUAAAGUUUUAGAUAAAGAUGCGUCAAUGACAAACAGGAUUUGUCAAUCAGUGAAUGAUCCUCAUAUAACGACGUUUGAUGGAAAGUAUUAUCACUUUAUGGACAUUGGUGAAUUUGUUAUAUACAGAAAUGACAGAGGACCUUAUUGGCUCCAUGCGUUGUUGACCAAUUGUGGUUUUGGUUGGCAAGGUUCUGCUUGUCACUGUGCUAUAGCAAUACGAAGUCGCAGUUCUUUAUUUGUUAUAAGGACUUGUAAAUCUAUUUCGAGGACGAAAAAAGAACUAUUAACAACACCAGUUACCAAAUUGAUAAGUUGCGAUGACAAGGACCUACUUAUUGACUUCAAUCAAAGACGAAACGAAUACAAGGUAAUUUUACCAAUCGGAACAGAAAUCAAGAUCUUAAUAUCGAGGUGGUCGGGGUUUAUAGGGACUGUCACUGUAAAACCUUCCAUUUAUGACAUAAAAGAAGCAAAAGGACUGUGCGGUGUUCCGAGUGUCACUAAAGAUCCUUCAGAUGAUUAUACUCAUCGUUAUAAUGGACCAGUUAGCAGUGAUCAGGAAUUUGCUAAAUCGUGGAGAAUAACAUCAGCAAUGACGAAUGAACAAUUGUUUGUUGAUGAACCUGAAUUUAUCAACGAUAACUUGAUUCUUAAUCUUCCGAACAAUCCAGCAAGUAUGAAUAAUUCAACAACAUUUUGUACAUGUGAGAAUCAGGCUGGUAGUACGGAUUCACUUGAUGAUUUCAACACCCUCCAAUGUAACUUGACGGAAAGCACUGAAUUUUGCUCCAGUUCUCAACAGUCUGGAAAUCAGAUCAACUCUUAUUCUACUUCCUGUACCAUAUCUAAACGUAAAAGGCGUUCUUUAGAUCACUCCAGUGUUGUUCGACGAAGCACUACCGAUGCGGAUGACAGUGAUGAUAUAACUGAGUCGCAACCUCUUGUUUUUGAUGAGGACAUCAACAGUACAGAUGUGAUUUCUCAAGGCUUUCGAAACGGAUGGACUGCAGAAAUAGCUUACCAAACAUGUCAAGAAGCUUUGACAACAGCAAUUCCGUCUGAUGUUUACAGCGAUGUGGUUGAGGUGGAUGUUGAAAAUUUCAUACAGUCAUGUGUAGGAGAUAUUGAGGUAACUGGGGAUACGUCAUUUUUAACGGAUACUAUCAAUGCCAUGGCAACGAAUAUUAUAACGGAAAUCUCCAGAAAUGAAUCACUUUUCAUUGUGAACACAACUGAUGGUUCACAGACAAUUCUUGAGCAAAUUACAGGCAAAUUGUGUAUGAACAAUUGUAGUAAUAACGGCAUCUGUGUUUCAGGUCAAUGUGAGUGUUCGAAUGGAUAUAUUGGUGAUGACUGUUCAAGAGUCACUUCAACGCCCCCUGUGAACAUAAGUCUGCCAGCUGAAGGUUUAUGUACUACAACUACACGUUCAUGCAAAAAGACUAAUAUCUAUGGCGAUUUUUUGUCAAUGGAAGUUUGGUAUAAGAUCCGAUAUUUUAAGGUAUUGGAUAAUAUUAAAUUGUACGAAUCAAAUUGGGAAAUUUACAAGGCUCAGUAUAGAAAUAUGUUUAUGGUAACCGUCGACCUUGAUGUAUCAAGAAAAACUCGUUCAGCCUCGGGACCUAAAAUGGCAGAAGGAUAUGAAAUUACACUGUCGAACGAUGGAUCCAAUUUUGGGGAUGAAGUUACUAUCCUUAUUUAUGAUGAUGGAUGUUUUUCAUGCAAUAGAUCUAUGACAUGUGUUUCAUUGGAAAUAUGUCAAUCAUCAAUAGAGAAAGAUGAAGAUAAAAAAGAUAGUAACAAGACCACUAUAGCACUUGCCUCAUCUUUUGGUGUGAUUGGAGUGGUUGUUUGCUUGUUAGCUGUACUAUUCUACUUGAAGCACAAAAACAGUGAUGAAAAGACGAAAGUUGGUGUUUACACUGACAGCAACAACGAAAGUGAUAAAAAGUUUGGCAAAGAUAUGUUGUCAAAUGGGAUCAAGACAUUUAAAGAAAAUUCUAUCAGCGAUCUCGAUCUUUACUUUGAAGACGGCAGUGAAGCAUCAAUUUACAAUUAUGAGAAACAGCUGCCACCACAAAACCAUUUCAUUAACAAUAUAUAAAUUUUAAGAAAAUAAGAUCAGUUUUGUAAAUCAUUAUGGACCUUUUUAUGACUUUUGUCUCAAAAUUAAGAUAUGUUGUAUUGAUACUUCCAGAGUCAAAUGAAAAUUUGUAAGACAGUUUUGUAACAUCUUGGUUAAGCAAGAGUUACGAUCCACUCCCCUGCUCUCGACCUUUGUGAGAAUAAGCCAAUAUUUUGGAUAACAAUGUGGCGGCAUCUAUUGGUAGAUUACAGUCACGUCUAUUCUGGAUACACUAUUCUUGACCAAUGGUAGCAUUCAAACUCUUCAAUUUGAAGGUAAACACACUAGCAGG
This is a messenger RNA of Mytilus trossulus (common blue mussel), 4204 nucleotides long. Its product is annotated as von Willebrand factor D and EGF domain-containing protein-like. The record is from RefSeq and is a predicted model, not a curated record. NCBI's taxonomy places the organism in Eukaryota, Metazoa, Mollusca, Bivalvia, Mytilida, Mytilidae. The transcript is spliced from 21 exons. Bases 10 to 3891 code for a protein of 1293 amino acids.